Molecule: messenger RNA, 972 nt
Organism: Postia placenta MAD-698-R-SB12
Lineage: Eukaryota; Fungi; Basidiomycota; Agaricomycetes; Polyporales; Adustoporiaceae
Exons: 6
Coding region: 1-972 (323 amino acids)
Source: RefSeq, a predicted model, not a curated record
AUGUUCACCUUACCUCAGGGACCCAAUGCCUCUGACAAGGGCACCGUUGAGACAGGCAAGCCCAUCGUCGAAGUCACAGAACCCGCCGCCGUCUGGGAGCAGCUUAUGCGUGGGUGUUACGCUGCCACCGCAUUCGCACCGCCAGAAGGCAUCGACUACAUAUGGCCUCUGAUCGAGGCCGCCAGGAAGUACCAGAUGGACGGAGUGCGCAGCGUCGUCAGCCAAGCGCUUCUCUCUGCCGAUGCGCUCGAAAAUCACACCAUGCGCGUAUACACUCUUGCCUGUGCAUACGAGUUGGAGGACGUCGCUCGAAUGGCCGCCAAAUAUACCUUACGCCAUCCUCUGCAUUCUAUUACAUAUGUGCCAGAAAUGCGCUGCGCUACGGCCGGGGCGCACCAGUGCCUUCUCGAAUACCACCGAGAAUGCGGACGCGUCGCACGCACUUUUAUCAUGGAUAACAAGUGCCUGACGAAGGAUUGGGUGGGAGAGCUGCGGGAUUAUGUUUUCCUCAACUUGCGGACGCUCUCGGGGCACGUCCUUAUGGACCGUGCGCUACUAGCUGUAUUCUCAAUUAUGGCUCCAGCUAUCCAAGAGACGGGUAGCUGCACCACAUGCUCCCAACACUCAAACCACCGCGUAUGGGAGAAUACUAUCACCGGUGCUCAGAAUUAUGUCUGGAUUCAAUGCACGAGGGGAGACAGCCAAAUUACGCUCUGGCAUUGGACUGUUCGCACUCCAAUCGAUAUGAUGAACCCUAUGAUUAUCGAAGGCCUCGAAGGAGCGAUAAAGCCAGCCCGUUACGACACAAUCCCUGUCGACUUCACUAUCCAAAGACAUGGAUGUUGCAACAAGACUCGGAAGCCGUAUUAUAAAAACGAGGACCUACGACCUGUUCCAAUCGAGAGACGAAAAUGGAAAGCAAACAACUUCUGGUCAUUCUGGGUUGCCACUAGCUUCAAUGUAAACACGUAA